This is a messenger RNA of Sorghum bicolor (sorghum), 687 nucleotides long. RefSeq names its product protein PXR1. The record is from RefSeq and is a predicted model, not a curated record. The transcript is spliced from 3 exons. Lineage: Eukaryota; Viridiplantae; Streptophyta; Magnoliopsida; Poales; Poaceae. The coding region runs from base 124 to 441 and encodes 105 amino acids.
UGCUUCAGUUCCACAGAUCGAUCUAACAACAUUAUAGCAACAUUUUGUUUUGAAGGCUAUUCUCACAACAACUAAGCUUUGUUAUCUUUGUGAAGGAAAGCACUGGUUUCAAACAACACUUAGAUGGAAGGAGAAGUUGCAACUCACCACGAGCCAGCAAAGGGGAAGGACAAGGAUCACACUGAAGAGGCGAAACCUGUGAAAGACAAGAAGGAAAAGAAGCCAAAGAAGGAAAAGAAAGAGAAGAGCAAGGACAAAGAAAAGGAGAAAGUUGGGGAGAUCACCGACGCUGCCAAGCUGAGGGCCAAAUUAGAGAAGUUGGAUGCAAAGAUCGAUGACCUAAAGGCCAAGAAGCAAGAGAUUGUGGCUCGACUCUUGCAGCUUGAGGGGACAUCGCCAGCCGGUGGUGAAGCAGCUCCACAACCAGUGACUAGCGGGUGACACAACGUGUAGAUGAUUGGUGGAGACCUUGAAAUGAGCUAAGCAACUGUUUUCAGCUAACAAGUUCUAUAGAAGGAGCCACAAACCAUUUUUUGCAUGUAAUUAUUACUAUAACCACUUGUGCUUUUGCACGGACUAUAAUAUUAAGCAUUAGAAGUUCAUGAAUAACUUUAGCUCCCACAAUUAACUAACAUUGUUUGUCUUUGCGCACGAUAUCCAUAUAGAUUUGUCUAUGAUCUAUAUCUA